AUUGGCUUAUAAAUAGAGACACUCAGGCAGCUAAGUCUAUCAAAUUUUCUACAAUUUAUUGCUCCUUAGCUAUUAUAUACUCAAGAGAGAGGUUCACAUAUAUAUGGCUACGCAGUCAUCAAAGUUGGCCGUUGAAGGACUGGAGAGUUUUCUCAGUGAGAAGAAUAGCGUCGAUGAUGUGAUCACGGCUGCAAAAAUUGAGAAACUAGCAGACGAACUACUGGAAGAGACAGAUAUCAAUGGGGCUGAGCUAGUUAAGAAAGACCCAAUUCAAAUGAUUACAGAAGGGUUUAUAUACUUCAAGACCAACAAAUUUGACAAGAAUCCAGAAUUGUACAAUAGUCUUGCCCAUGGCCAGUGGCCUCAGUUUCUGGUAUUCGCAUGCUCAGACUCCAGAGUUAGCCCCUCUCAUAUCCUGAAUUUCCAACCUGGGGAUGCCUUCAUGGUCCGCAACAUUGCCAACUUGGUUCCACCAUUUGACCAGCUAAGAUACUCUUGCGUCGGCGCAGCCAUUGAAUAUGCCAUCAAAGCUCUUGAGGUACCAAAUAUCCUGGUGAUUGGACAUAGUCGUUGCGGGGGGAUAGAGAGGCUUAUGUCUCAUCCUGAGGAUGGCUCUGCUCCCUAUGACUUCAUCGACGAAUGGGUCAAAAUCGGUAAACCUGCCAAGGCUAAAGUCGUAGCAAAUUUUGGCAAUCUGCCAUUUGAGACACAAUGUGAACAUUGUGAAAAGGAGGCAGUGAAGUUGUCACUGACUAAUUUACUGAGUUAUCCAUAUGUCCAGAAGGCGGUGGCAUGCAAGAAGCUACGGUUGAUGGGUGGCUACUAUAAUUUUAUUGAUGGAACUUUUGAACACUGGGAAUUUGAGUGUCACUUUUCACCUCACAUCCCCGUCAUAGCCGUGUGAGUCUCAGUUGAAUUUGGGGUUGGCGGACAGUAUUAUUAUGGCCACUAAAUAAAGCACAUGCAGCAGCUAGCUCUUUGCUGUUAGUGGGCAGGAAUAAUUAUUUUGUUUCCUAUAUGCUUAAGAUUUUGAAUCGUGUGUGUAACAAUAAAGUCAAAUCUGCAUAUAUAAACUGUUUGAUGAGUGGUGUACUUGCAUAGAAAAAGGAUAUUGUAAUGGAAAUCUUAUUACUGUUUCAAGUUAUUUUCCUUUUAGCAGUGAAAGUGAUCGAUAC
Messenger RNA from Corylus avellana, 1175 nucleotides. Its product is annotated as carbonic anhydrase 2. Gene Ontology annotation, biological process: carbon utilization. Lineage: Eukaryota; Viridiplantae; Streptophyta; Magnoliopsida; Fagales; Betulaceae. The record is from RefSeq and is a predicted model, not a curated record. Gene Ontology annotation, molecular function: zinc ion binding; carbonate dehydratase activity.